GGAGUCGCUGAGGGCUGGUCCCGGCGUUUUCCUGGGCCAGGCCGGUCGGACCGGACUGUGCUGCGGCCAGGCCUGGGUCAUGGCCGGCGGGGCGGCUCAGCCCGGGGCCGAGCUGCUGACCUUCGAGAAGUUUCUGGACUCGAGCGCUCAGCGGCUUACCUAUGGCUACGGCCGGCGCAGCCUGAGCGAGCUGCGGGCGCGCGAGUUCGGCCGCCUGGCAGGAACUGUGUACCUUGACCAUGCCGGAGCUACCUUGUUCCCCCAAAGCCUGCUUGCCAGCUUCACUAACGAUCUCAUGGAAAAUGUUUAUGGUAAUCCUCACAGCCAGAACGUCAGCAGCAAGCUCACGCAUGACACAGUGGAGCAGGUUCGCUACAGGAUCCUGGAGCACUUCCACACCAGUCCAGAGGACUACACUGUGAUUUUCACGGCAGGGAGCACAGCUGCUCUGAAACUGGUGACAGAGGCGUUCCCAUGGGUGUCCCCGGGCACGGAGAGCAGCGGGAGCCAGUUCUGUUACCUGACUGACAGCCACACCUCCGUGGUGGGCAUGAGGGAGGUGCUGAAGGUCAGGGGCGUCACUUCCAUCCCAGUCAGCUUGGAGAACAUGUUGGCAGCUGGGAAACAGGGAGAGGACAUCAGUGACCCUGACUGCCCUGUGCCACAUCUCUUCUGUUACCCAGCACAGAGCAAUUUUUCUGGAACCAGGUACCCCUUGUCCUGGAUAAAGCAGGUCAAGUCAGGGAAGAUGUGCCCUGUGAGCACGCCUGGGAAGUGGUUUGUGCUGUUGGACGCCUCCUCCUUCGUGGGCACCUCGCCUUUGGACCUGUCAGUUCACCAGGCUGACUUUGUUCCCGUUUCCUUCUACAAGAUCUUUGGCUUCCCCACUGGGCUGGGUGCUCUGCUAGUGAAUAAUCAGCUGGCUGUUCUUCUGAAGAAAACCUACUUUGGAGGAGGCACGGCCGCCUCGUACCUUGCAGGAGAGGACUUUUAUGUUCCAAAGCCGUCGCUGACUGAAAGGUUUGAAGAUGGCACCAUCUCAUUCCUUGAUGUGAUAGCAUUAAAACAUGGAUUUGAUGCCCUUGAACGCCUUACUGGUGGCAUGGAGAACGUAAGGCAGCACACUUUUACCUUGGCUCGGUACACCUACGCUGCCCUGUUAGCCCUCCACUACCCCAACGGAGCCCCCGUGGUGCAGAUCUACAGCGACUCUGAGUUCAGCAACCCUGAGGUUCAGGGUCCAAUCAUCAAUUUCAACGUGCUUGAUGACCAUGGAAACAUUAUUGGCUACUCCCAGGUGGACAAAAUGGCCAGUCUCUACAACAUCCAAGUGCGAACUGGCUGCUUCUGUAACACUGGGGCCUGCCAGCGGCAUCUGGGGAUAAGCAACGAGAUGGUCAAGAAGCAUCAUCAGGCUGGUCACAUCUGUGGAGAUGACAUUGACCUCAUCGAUGGGCAGCCAACAGGAUCAGUGAGGAUUUCAUUUGGAUACAUGUCUACACUUGAGGACGCCCAGGCCUUCCUCAGGUUCAUCAUUGCAACCCGACUGCGCCCAUCUGAAGGCCAGCCUCUCUCUCAGGUUACCCCCAGGAAUGCCAGGGAGCCACAGUUGGAAGUCAGGGCUGGAAGCACACCCGCUGCCAUGGACAGACACAGCCUGUGGCCUCAGGAAGAUGCUUCCGCAGACUCUGGGGUUUGGAACCGCUUGUCCACUACUGUGGAUGCUGCAGGUUUGCACUCAUCUCUAUCUGAGGCCAUCGAAACCCAGCAUACCCAGUCUGAGAAGUCUUCAGGAGUCUUCAACUGGGGCCCAGGGACACACGUCAUCACCAACCUUUAUCUCUACCCCAUCAAGUCAUGUGCUGCAUUUGAGGUGACCAGUUGGCCACUAGGAAAUCAGGGGUUGCUGUAUGACCGGAACUGGAUGGUGGUAAAUCACAACGGCAUUUGCCUGAGUCAGAAGCAGGAGCCCCGGCUCUGCCUGAUCCAGCCCUUCAUUGACCUGACGCAAAGAAUCAUGGUCCUCAGAGCCCAAGGGAUGGAUCCCAUCGAGGUGCCUCUCGAGGAAAACAGUGAACAGGCUCAGAUUUGCCAAAGCAAGGUCUGUGCAGACAGAGUAAGUACUUAUGACUGUGGAGACAAAAUUUCAAACUGGCUGUCAAGGUUUUUUGGUCGCCCAUGUCACUUGAUCAAACAGAGUUCCAACUUUCAAAGAAAUGCGAAGAGGAAACAGAGCAAAGAUCAACCUUCUGGCGAAACAGCUGCCCUCUCUUUGGUGAAUGAGGCUCAGUAUCUGCUGAUAAACAGAUCCAGUGUCUUGGAACUUCAGCAGCAAUUAAAGGCCAGCAAUGAGAAUGGAGAGGAGGAGCUAUUGCCAAUAAAAGAUCUCAUCUCGCGUUUCCGUGCCAAUAUUAUUACCAGUGGAACAAGGGCUUUUGAAGAAGAGAAGUGGGAUGAAAUUUCAGUUGGUUCCUUGCAUUUCCAGGUGAGGGGAAAGCUUCACAAGUGUCACCUGGUGUGUCCCCCUCAGCAGACAGGCAGUAAAAAGCAGGAUCAGAGACAGAGACUGGGAAACAGGAGACAAGCCAGGGUGAACUUUGGUGUGUACCUGAUGCACUCUUUUGUGGAUUUAUCUUCUCCACGUUUCCUGUCUGUAGGAUCUCACGUGCUCCCACUGUUGAAAGACAAUGGGGGAUGCCACAAUUUAUCUGCUUCUGCGAAAUGUCGGGAUGUUACCGCCUAAAACUUGUUCUUUAGCAUAAAUUAAAAUUUCUCCCUCACUGCCAUCUUCACUCUAAGUAAGAA
This is a messenger RNA of Erinaceus europaeus (western European hedgehog), 2805 nucleotides long. It is a transcript of the gene MOCOS, whose product is annotated as molybdenum cofactor sulfurase. Gene Ontology annotation, biological process: Mo-molybdopterin cofactor biosynthetic process. Lineage: Eukaryota; Metazoa; Chordata; Mammalia; Eulipotyphla; Erinaceidae. The transcript is spliced from 19 exons. Gene Ontology annotation, molecular function: molybdenum ion binding; pyridoxal phosphate binding; molybdenum cofactor sulfurtransferase activity. The record is from RefSeq and is a predicted model, not a curated record. The coding region runs from base 80 to 2743 and encodes 887 amino acids.